UCGCCAAGCGAUGUGACUGUCCUGACUCGACACCAGAAAUAAUGUUCACGCUCGAGGCCAGUUCACCAACGCUCCUCCUCCAUGUCAUUCAUCGCCCGCAAUGUCUUCCCACCGAUCCCGUCGCUCCCGCGUUCAUACUUCCUGGGCCAUCACAAAUCCGGGCUUGCCAAGAUGAAGCAACUGCUCACAUCCAUCGACCUCGUAGUUGAAUGUCGCGACUAUCGCGUGCCGCUCACCUCGCGUAACCCGCUAUUUGAAAGAGCUCUUGAGGGAAAGGAGCGCAUAAUCGUCUAUACGAAACGCGAUUUGGGCGGUGGGCCGCGCGAUCAGAAGAACGAAGAGUUGAUUCGCGGAUGGCACAAAGGGAGCACAGUCAUGUUCGUGCGCAACGGCGAAGAAGAGAGAGACAGCCGAAAGGCGACGGGCAAAGUGCUUGAAGUACUGCGCGAGCAUGCUGAAAAGCGAUGGAAGCUUGUCGGCCACCGAGUCAUGGUUGUCGGCAUGCCCAACGUCGGCAAAUCCACACUGCUCAACGCACUGCGCGGGCUCGGUCUAGGCAAGGGCAAAGUCGCACGCACAGGCGCGCAGCCCGGCGUUACGCGGAAGGUUGGCAGUGGUGUCAAGAUCAUACCCAGCGAGGACGAUGUGAACGCAGGGAAGGGCGAGAGGGGUGUAGGGGGAGGAGUGUAUUUGCUCGACACGCCGGGUGUGUUCAUCCCGUAUGUGCCUGACGCAGAGGCGAUGAUGAAGCUGGCGCUUUGUGGCAGUGUAAAGGACACCAUCAUCCCGCCCGUCAUGCUUGCGGAUUAUCUCCUGUUCCACAUCAAUCUGGUCGAUCCGAAGCUGUACGCCGAGUAUGCGCCAGGCCCGACGAACGAUAUCGUCGAGCUGUUGGAGUUGGUUGCUAAGAAGACGGGGCGGUAUGGCAAGAAAGGGGUGGUCGACCACGAAGCAACUGCUUUGUGGUUGAUCCAGAAGUGGAGACGCGGUGAAUUGGGGAGUUUUGGGUUUGAUCGGAUUGACGAGGAGAGCUUGAUGAAGGCGAGGCUGGAGGAGGAGGGGAUGCAGCCAAGUAUGAAUCAGGCAAGGAAGAUGGAGAGGGAACGGAGGAGGGCGAGGAAUAUCGCGAGAGGAGAGAAUUGAGAUGCAUGCUGGGGAGUCUGCUCCAUCGCUGUCGUUUAAAAGUGUCUAUAAGCUCCGCUAUACCCAAAUGUACAUUAUUCUGGUUCUUUGAGUUGAUUCUAUGGGAUGUUCGCCAAUUAUAGCAGAG
Molecule: messenger RNA, 1270 nt
Organism: Boeremia exigua
Lineage: Eukaryota; Fungi; Ascomycota; Dothideomycetes; Pleosporales; Didymellaceae
Product: mitochondrial GTPase 1
Exons: 1
Coding region: 82-1143 (353 amino acids)
Cellular component (GO): mitochondrion
Molecular function (GO): GTPase activity; GTP binding
Source: RefSeq, a predicted model, not a curated record